AAACUGUAAAGUUUCGUAGAUGCCAAAAACAUAUGUUUUUACACCGCGUAUGAAAUUUAGUUAUCAAUUUUGCAAGUGCUCUUAUAUUUGGCGAUUGUGUGUGGGGCUCUGCUCCCACAAAUAAAUAAAUAUGGCUAAAACCUACAACGCUAUACCGGCUGGCUUUGAGUCCGACGACGAAGAACUCGAUUACAUGCUGGCCAACAUGAAAAUCAAACGUCUCGAAGAUAUUACAACAGGUGCUGGCAUAAAUGGUGAUUUCGACGCCACACUGGACUCCGAAUCGCAGUUAUUCUUCACUGUAUUCCGCGAAAAGUGGAACAUGCACAGCAAGUGCAAAUCAUCACCUUACAUGAGACAGGAUCUAAUCAAUGCACUGAUGCGCCACCAAAAUCCCAUGCUAAUGGCCCUCAAACUAUUCGCAAACUGUCCCGACAGCAGCAAUGUGAAGAACAAGAGUCUGUCGCACUUUGUGCUGGACACGGUGUGCCAACUGCAAUCGGAUAAGCCCCAGUUGAGUGAUCAUUGCGAUGACAACACAAGCAUGAUUGCCUUUCACUUUGUGAAGACAACUGGACUACAAUCGCUAAAUAAUGCCAUGGUGCAGGCAUAUCGCAUCCAUCAAAUACGCGAAUUGCUGGUGCCCAAGCUGCGCGAGAUGCUCGACAGCGGUUUCUACAAGGAGGUCGCCCAGUGGACAAUCAAUUUGCAGUUAACGCAUCAAUUUGAUAUGAUGGAAUUGGCCUUUCCGCUGAUUGCGCAGGAAAAGCUGCCGUUGGCCGAAGAGUACCUGGAACAGGCGACCCAUCAACGUCUGCCAUUCGUCAAGUUUCUCGACUCGCUGCUGCACAAGGAGAAAUCCGUGAUUGAGCUAUGUGAAAAUAUCCUAAGUGGCUACAAGAAUCUGAAGGUGUCGCAUCAUGUGCUAAGCUAUCGCCCCGUCUCAAAGAUCGUGGCACGCCUAGCCAAGAAAUACGAAUUCGAUGACUCUAUUACGCCUAACUACAAAUUCACAAAGACCUGCAGCUACUUACAUUACCUGUACCGCGAAUACGAAAAGUCGCGCAUCAAUCUGGCCAGCUUCCGAGAGUUGGUGAGCGUCCAUGCUUAUGACUAUGCACUACAGGUGGACUUUGUCAGCUAUCUGGCGGCGGCAACUGUGCUCAGUCCGAAUGCAUCGGAGGCCGUCUAUUGGCACAAUGAGUUCAAGCUGCUUCCUCAGGAUUGUCCGCACGAAAUCAAAUCCCUAAUUUCACAAAACAAACAGCAACAACCGCAGCAGCAACAACAGCAACAGCGACAUCAAAAAUCCAUGGAGCAAAUCCAAGAGACAACGUCUGAAGUGUACCUGAGCAUGGAUCUGCCGGAUAAAUGCCUCAUCAUUGUAGAUACAGCGCCGAUAUUCGAGCAUAUGCUGCAGCAUCUACAGCGUGAGCAGAUCAUCUACAUGGACGCGGAGUGGAUGCAGAACGUCUGCGUACAGAAUCAGCUCUGUCUGCUACAGAUUGCUACCACGCACAAUGUGUACCUCAUCGAUUGCCUGGCCAACCAGGCGCUACACGAAGAUCACUGGCGUGCCCUCGGCGCCACUGUCUUCAACAAUGUGAACAUUCUCAAGGUGGGCUUCUCCAUGCUCAACGAUCUGUCGGUGCUGCAACGUUCGCUGCCACUGCAGCUGCGUCUCCACAUGCCGCACCAUUAUCUCGAUCUGCGCACUGUUUGGCUGGAGCUGAAAAAACAGCGCCAUGGCAUUGAGUUGCCCUUUGGCAAUCUAAAUCGUGCCGGCGAUGCACUCACAGAUUUAACCAUGCUUUGUCUGGGCAAAAAGCUAAACAAAGCCAAUCAGUGCUCCAAUUGGGCAAAUCGACCGCUGCGACGCGAACAGAUUCUAUAUGCAGCUAUUGAUGCACGUUGCCUGCUGCACAUCUACGACUGUCUAACAGGCUGUGUGUCUGAUAUUAAUUUGAUUAUUGAGAAGAGCAUUGCCAGCAACAAUUUCCUGAGGCGUGGCGGAAAUAACGUGAAAUAAGUGUGUAAAUCUCAAUGGUAGUUCGGAAAAACGUAUUGAAUUCUAAAAAGCACCGCAUAUUAUUAGUUUAAAGUUAAUGUUAUGGAAUGAGUAUUUGAAUUAUAUACACAAUGACAAAAUAGAGCAGAACUUUAUUAACAAUGCGAGAAAUUUGUAUUUCUUAUCUUAACAUGUGC
This is a messenger RNA of Drosophila grimshawi, 2205 nucleotides long. RefSeq names its product exonuclease mut-7 homolog (gene Nbr). The record is from RefSeq and is a predicted model, not a curated record. The transcript has 4 exons. Gene Ontology annotation, molecular function: nucleic acid binding; 3'-5' exonuclease activity. The coding region runs from base 131 to 2029 and encodes 632 amino acids. Lineage: Eukaryota; Metazoa; Arthropoda; Insecta; Diptera; Drosophilidae. Gene Ontology annotation, biological process: nucleobase-containing compound metabolic process.